AUGCUUUUUAGAGUUUCAGGAAGAAUUGCAUCAAAGUCCCAAUUCAAAUUCUCCACUUUGAGAGCCUAAUUACAUGAUCUAAUUUACAGAGACGAUAAGUCUUCUGAUCUUUACAAACUUGCUGCUUCUUGUCCCAAAUCUGCAGUAGGAUAACAAGGCAGUGAGAUUAGAGAAUAGGAAAGAAGAUACGAGGUUACAAAACUCUCAAAUGGAAUCACUGUGUUGACUGAGAGUGCUUCAUCUCCUUCAAGAGUAGAUGUCGGUAUUCUUUUGGAUGUUGGUACCAGAGAUGAGACAACCGAAACAUCAGGAUCAUUAUUGUCUAUCAAGAAUACUUAUUACAAGACAGUUUUAAAUACUAAUGAGACCAUCAACUAUGGUGUUAUCCAAUAGUCAGGAGGUGAAUUUGAAAUGGAUUAUGAUUAAGAGAGUGCAUACUUCAAAGCUCAUUGCUUGGCUCAUGAUGUAGUCGAUGUAUUCAAAGUCGUUGCUGAUUGCGCUUUGGAGCCAAGAUCAGUAGUUGCUGCAAAUGCUGCUAUUGAAAAGAAUCAUGGAACACAUAAUUUGGAAAAUAUCAUUAAAAGUGGAGAAGGAUUCAAUGAAACAAUUUUCAAGACUGCCUUUGGUUUGACUGGUUUGGGAAUGCCAUUGAGAGGAUUCAAGACUAACAUUGGCAAUUUGAGUGCUUAUACAAUUCAAAAAUUCCAAUUGGAAAACAUCAACCCAUCUAAAAUUAUUGUUGCUGGUGCUGGAAUCUACAAUCAUACUGAAUUUGUGAGUUUGGUCUAAGAUUCCCUUGGAUUCAUCCCAGCUGGUUAAACUGCUAAAGUUAGAGCAUAAACAUAAUAUGUUGGAGGUGAAGUCAGAAACUUGACUGAUGACAAUGAAAUUGCAGUUGCUUUAUUAUUCCCAUCUGCCAAUUGGACCAAUUCAUAAGCUGCAGUAUUCUAAGUACUCAAUGCUCUCUUGGGAUUACAAGGAAGUGCUUAAUCAAGAUUAUAAAGAAACAUCUUAAACAAGAACUCCUAUGCUGAUGUUGUUGAAAGCUUGAACUUUACUUUUUCUGAUGCUGGAUUAUUUGGAGUCAAAAUCAUCGGAUCAGCAGACAAAGGAUCUGAAUUACUCAGCAGUGUUGUCAAUGAAUUGAAGACUCUUACAGGACCAAUUUCAAACACUGAAUUAACAAGAGCUAAGAACAUCUUAAAGACUCAAUUGUAUUUAGCUCUUGAAAGAACUUCAGACAGAUUAGAAGAAGCAGCUAAAAGCUUGAAAGUAUUUAAUGCUAUUAAAAUCAAUGAAUAUGCCUCCUAUAUUGAUGCAGUUACAUCAGAUUAAAUAAACAAAGCAGUGGUCGAUUUAUUGAAGAAUAGACCUACUUUAGUAGCUGAAGGAGGAUUAGCUAAUAGGUUGCCAUCAUUCGAUUAAGUGUUGAAUCAAUUAAAAUGAUUCAAAUAUAAAAUUAUACAAUCUAAAAUAUAUUAUUCAUACAUUCUAUUCUC
This is a messenger RNA of Paramecium tetraurelia, 1499 nucleotides long. RefSeq lists its product as uncharacterized. The record is from RefSeq and is a predicted model, not a curated record. The transcript has 6 exons. NCBI's taxonomy places the organism in Eukaryota, Ciliophora, Oligohymenophorea, Peniculida, Parameciidae. Gene Ontology annotation, cellular component: mitochondrion. Gene Ontology annotation, molecular function: metal ion binding.